Molecule: messenger RNA, 1772 nt
Organism: Dama dama (fallow deer)
Lineage: Eukaryota; Metazoa; Chordata; Mammalia; Artiodactyla; Cervidae
Gene: NEIL1
Product: nei like DNA glycosylase 1
Exons: 11
Coding region: 372-1568 (398 amino acids)
Biological process (GO): base-excision repair
Cellular component (GO): nucleus
Molecular function (GO): zinc ion binding; damaged DNA binding; DNA-(apurinic or apyrimidinic site) endonuclease activity
Source: RefSeq, a predicted model, not a curated record
CUAUAGACUGGUCCCCUCUCUUCUCCGGAUGACUCCUUCUGAGGUUUCAGCCUAAAUGUCACCACAGAGAGACCUUUCCCCACAUCGGAACGCUGAAACGUAAGGCCACCACCGGGUCCCCAGAGCCUGCACUGAUCGCGCACCUGUUCGCGCCCUGCGCCCAGCUGCAAGCAUCUCUGUUUCGGGAAGUUGCUGCUGUUUACCGCUGGGAUUGCCCACCAGGUCCUGGACUUAGCCGCGGGGCUUCUCACAGACAGAGUCGGCUGCAACCCAGGACCUCACACCUGACCCCGGAACCCGCCGGCGCCAGGCAGCGGGAACCAGGUUCUUCCGCCACCUCCCAGCCAGGGCCUGGCCGCCCCUCCCACAGAAUGCCCGAGGGCCCUGAGCUGCAUCUGGCCAGCCAGUUUGUGAACGAGGCUUGCAGGGAGCUGGUGUUUGGUGGGUGUGUGGAGAAGUCACCCGUCAGUCGCAACCCUGAGGUGCCCUUUGAGAGCAGUGCCUACGGCAUCUCGGCAUUGGCCCGCGGCAAGGAGCUGCGCCUGACCCUGAGCCCUCUGCCUGGGGCCCAGCCCCCACGGGAGCCACUGGCCCUUGUCUUCCGCUUUGGCAUGACUGGCUCCUUCCAGCUGGUGCCCAGCGAUGCGCUGCCACCCCACGCCCACCUGCGCUUUUACACAGCUCCACCUGGCCCCCGACUUGCCCUCUGCUUUGUGGACAUCCGCCGAUUCGGCCGCUGGGACCUCGGGGGCGAGUGGCAGCCAGGCCGCGGGCCGUGUGUCUUGCUGGAGUACGAGCAGUUCAGGGAGAAUGUGUUACGAAACCUAGCAGACAAGGCCUUUGACCGGCCCAUCUGUGAGGCCCUGCUGGACCAGAGGUUCUUUAAUGGCAUUGGCAACUAUCUGCGGGCGGAGAUCCUCUACCGGCUGAGGAUCCCCCCCUUCGAGAAGGCCCGCACAGUUCUGGAGGCCCUGCAGCAGCGCAGGCCGGUCCUACCCCUGCCCCUUCUCCAGAGCCCGGAGCUGACCCUGAGCCAGAAGAUCAGGGCCAAGCUGCAGAACCCCGACCUGCUGGAGCUGUGCCACUCGGUGCCCAAGGAAGUGGUCCAGCUGGGGGGCAAAGGCUACGGGUCGGAGAGCGGGGAGGAGGACUUUGCUGCCUUCCGAGCCUGGCUGCGGUGUUACAGUGCACCAGGCAUGAGCUCCCUGCGGGACCGGCAUGGCCGCACCAUCUGGUUCCAGGGGGAUCCUGGACCCCUGGCACCCAAAGGGGGCAAGUCCCGCAAGAAGAAGUCCCAGGGAGCACAGCAGGGUCCUGAGGACAGAGCAGAGGACCCUCCAUCUCCAAACAAGGCUCCUUCAAGGACACGAAGGGCACAGAGAGGCCUUCCUAAACAGACUACAGCCCAGGUGCCCGAGGGGACCAGCCUCCACCAGGACCCAGAAGCCCCCCCAGUCCCUGACACAGGGAAGAGGAGGCGGCAACCAGCACCCUCAGGCCGCCGCAGAACCCGAAAGACCAAGGCUGACACCCCAUCCUUGGAGCCUGAGGGGACCUUAGCCUCCUAGCAAGAGGCUCUUCUUGCUUGUAUCCACCCCUCCUCCUGGCACCCUGGAUCUGGGCCUGUGUGGCUUCCUAGAAGUUGCAGGGAACUGGAUGCUCCAACCCUAUGGCCAUUCCCUACACAAUUACGUUUUUAAUUGUACCCCACUAUCCUCAUUUUUUAAGCCUAUGUGAAAAAUGCUAAUUUUUAGUAAAUGCAUAAACUUGAA